Wyeomyia smithii (pitcher-plant mosquito) is the source of this 2172-nucleotide messenger RNA. RefSeq names its product alpha-tocopherol transfer protein-like. Gene Ontology annotation, cellular component: membrane. The record is from RefSeq and is a predicted model, not a curated record. The transcript is spliced from 3 exons. Bases 825 to 1829 code for a protein of 334 amino acids. Gene Ontology annotation, molecular function: phosphatidylinositol bisphosphate binding. Lineage: Eukaryota; Metazoa; Arthropoda; Insecta; Diptera; Culicidae.
GUUGACCUCAAACAAAAACCUCAAACACAAUUUCACAUCAGGAAUCGAGUAAUUAACACCACGUUCGGCUAACUCAAAGUAAAAUGUGUUACAACACAAAUCCUCUGAUUGAACAGAAUGGACUGAAAGCACUUAUGACUCAACAUCAGCUGUCACGUUAAGUCCCGUAGUAAUAGUCUGAUGCAAUUCUAGCCAGACCGUAAGCACCAGAACCGGUGCAAAUGUCGAAGGGACAACCGGUCGAAUUUGUUCGGACGUAAAAUAAAAUUUAUCUCCAUGAAGAUUGUAUUGCAAAAUAAGCUCCCGCUAGCGCAACGGUGUGCUACCGUGGCCAAGACCGUAUUGCACUUGAAAAACACCUUCUUUUGUUGUCUUACGUUCCCUGUCUCUCUCCGAUGGCUAGAAUUGCAUACUUCCAUGCAUCCAAUUGCAUCUUUCGCGCCGUCAUUGGCAUAUUACAUAACGAUGGCUCUGGCACCGUCCACGACGCAUGUUGCAAUUCGCGGGCCCUUGCAGGUGGAGGAUACCGAUAACCCACAAGCAUUACAUUUCUGCUGAUUAAUCACCCGCAAGGAGAAACAACUUAGGAGAGGCUUAAAACAACAACACAGUUAGCCACAGUCAGACGAUGAACUUCACCGCGACAUUCCGGUCGCUGCCAUUAUUUUAUGUUGACAUCUGUGCCUGUGUUGAUAUUUUAUUUUUUACACGAGAAGGCACGCAACUGUCUUUUUCAAGAGUGAAGGUCACGUUUCAUUCUUUCAAAACUAGCCAUGGGUGCAAUGAAUAAACAAAACCUGCGCACUGGAAAUGUUUGAAAUAAAAUGAAGUACACCAAGGCCAUCAGUCCGCCGGAUGACUACGUGUUUUCCUUAUCGGAUGAGCUGCGCAAGAUAGCAGAAGAAGAGCUGGGUGAAACGGACGAUCGGCGAGAGCAUGCCUUGCGAAUUUUGCGCGAGUGGGCUGAGAAAAACCCUCGCAUCGCAAAAAUUCGAAUGGAUUCCGUAUUUUUGCUCAAGUUCUUACGGGCCAAAAAAUUCUGCAUUCCGGUCGCACAGGAGAACAUCGAACGGUACAUUUUGCUAAGACACGCGAAAGAUGAACUGCUUUUCAAGAAUCUGGACUGCCAUCAACCAAGUUUGUCGAAACUACUCAAUUCAGGAUUCAUGUUUGCAUUACCCCGGCGUGACAGGAACGGACGAAGAGUAAUCUUCUAUCGUCCAGGCGUCUUCGAUUUGAACGAGUUCACUAAUGCCGACAUGCUACGAGUGGCUGGAAUUUGUGUGGAAACUCUAAUGGCUGAUGAAGAAAAUCAGAUACGUGGUGUGGUUCAUGCUGGAGUUGGAACGGGAAUCGGGUUGCAAUAUUUGACACUAUUCACGAUCAAAGAAGCGGUUAGGUUGGCCAAGAACGGAGAGCGGCUGGUUCCAAUGCGACACCGGGAAAUGCACGGUUGCAAUAUCAACCCUGCGUUGAAAAUUGCCGUUGAUUGGGGACUAACGUUGAUAUCGGAAAAACUCAGAAACCGCAUUUGUCUUUACACUGACAUUAAGGAAAUUCAGAUGGACAAAAGCCUGCUUCCAAAGGAGUACGGUGGGGUUAUGCCACUGGCGGAAAUGAUUCGCCUUUGGCGAGCAGAAGUGGACGCGUACCCAUCAACACUAUUGAGAGAUGACGAAAUGUCCGUACAUCUGCACAUGUACUCGGAAGCGGCACGAAACGGUUCCAUUAGAUCUUUAAAGCAGAGUCUGAACGGGUGCUCAGCUGAUACUGUGGAAAACAGCACCUAUGGUUUGGCAGGCAGCUUCCGUAAGCUGGAGGUCGAUUGAGGAAACUUGCUGAAUUAUAUUUAGACGUGGUUACACUCUCUUUUAGUUAAAAAAUCACAAGAAGGUUGUAUGCAAAGCCACGACCGCAAGGUUGAAGUAGAAUACUUUUACAAAAAAGAUAACCCGGCUGCUUGCGUGUCAGUUGGCAGUAUUGUAAUUUCUUUUUGUCUGAUAUUUUGAAUGAAGUUCAUUGAAUAUUCUUAAAUUUUGUGCAAAUGAGACGUUGAAGUGCUGCCGAAUUGUAAUAUGCACAUUUUAUACGACAUCAUUAAACGGGAACGGAACAAAGGCUACGGUUAUGCAGAACGCGAAUGCCGGCGCGAUGCGAUUCGCCUUACCGUGG